Messenger RNA from Arabis nemorensis, 207 nucleotides. The record is from the annotation of a GenBank genome assembly. NCBI's taxonomy places the organism in Eukaryota, Viridiplantae, Streptophyta, Magnoliopsida, Brassicales, Brassicaceae.
AUGGGACAUAACUCGGAUUGUGUUGUGGCGGUGAAGUACGUUGUAUCAUGGUUGGGGGGUUCAAGCCCUUUUUGCGUAGGUUUAUGUGUUGUGUUAGCCCGGAGCUAUCUUCUUAAAAAGGAGAAAUUUGUUCAGGAGUUCGGGACUGGCUAUUCACUUUUAUGUGACGAUGAAGAUAGUGUUUACUUAGAAAGUGGUGGAGGUUAA